Messenger RNA from Cuculus canorus (common cuckoo), 2665 nucleotides. It is a transcript of the gene SLC20A1, whose product is annotated as solute carrier family 20 member 1. Bases 177 to 2168 code for a protein of 663 amino acids. Gene Ontology annotation, cellular component: membrane. Gene Ontology annotation, biological process: phosphate ion transmembrane transport. Gene Ontology annotation, molecular function: phosphate transmembrane transporter activity. NCBI's taxonomy places the organism in Eukaryota, Metazoa, Chordata, Aves, Cuculiformes, Cuculidae. The transcript has 11 exons. The record is from RefSeq and is a predicted model, not a curated record.
CGGAGCCGAGCCGAGCCGAGCCGAGCCGCACGGUGAGGCGGGAUGAAGAGCGGCGCAGGCUAUGGCGCAGCCCCCGGCUCGCGCUCCCCGCGCCCGGCGAGGCUCUAGGACGGCGGGACCCCUCCUCGCUCUAUAGCGACUUCCCCCCUAUUUAAUUGCAUCCCUAACUUAUUCCCAUGGAGCCGCCGCCCACGCUGCCCCCCGCGCCCAUGGCGCCCUUCCUCUGGAUGGUGGUGCUGGGCUUCCUCAUCGCCUUCAUCCUGGCCUUCUCGGUGGGCGCCAACGACGUGGCCAACUCGUUCGGCACGGCGGUGGGCUCGGGCGUGGUGACCCUGCGGCAGGCCUGCAUCCUCGCCAGCAUCUUCGAGACCGUGGGCUCCGCGCUGCUUGGAGCCAAGGUCAGCGAGACCAUCCGCAAAGGGCUAAUUGACGUGGAGAUGUACAACUGCAAGCAGUCGCUGCUCAUGGCAGGGUCCAUCAGCGCCAUGUUCGGAUCUGCUGUGUGGCAGCUGGUGGCUUCGUUCCUGAAGCUCCCCAUCUCCGGUACCCACUGCAUCGUUGGGGCAACCAUUGGCUUUUCUCUGGUGGCCAAAGGGCAAGAAGGUGUCAAAUGGUCCGAGCUGCUCAAGAUCGUGCUGUCCUGGUUCAUCUCACCCCUCCUUUCCGGCAUUAUGUCUGCUGUCCUGUUCUUUCUCGUCCGGAGGUUCAUCCUCUGUAAGGCAGAUCCUGUUCCCAACGGCUUGCGAGCUUUGCCAGUCUUCUAUGCCUGCACUGUGGGGAUCAACCUCUUCUCCAUCAUGUACACCGGUGCCCCUCUGCUGGGCUUUGACAAACUUCCUCUGUGGGGUAUCCUGCUAAUUUCGGCGGGGAGUGCUGUUGUCUGUGCUCUUGUCGUCUGGUUCUUUGUGUGUCCGAGAAUGAAGAAGAAAAUCGAACGAGAGAUCAAAUCCAGUCCUUCUGAAAGCCCCUUGAUGGAGAAGAACGUCGGCCCCAAGGAGGACCACGAGGAGCCCAAGGUGGCCCUGGGCGAUGCCAAGAGCCCCGUUGCUGACGUGAGGCUGGCUGCGCCCCAGCGGGCAGCAGCGGAGGAGAGGAUGGUCUCCUUCAACGUGGGGGACCUGGAGGAAGCCCCAGAGCAGGAGAGGCUCCCUAGCCUUGACCUGAAGGAGACCAGCAUUGACAGCGGAGCUGUGCGGCUGCCCAAUGGCAACCUCGUCCAGUUCAACCAGGCCGUGGGCCACCAGCUGAGCACCAGCGGGCAGUACCAGUACCACACCGUGCACAAGGACUCUGGGCUCUACAAGGAGCUGCUGCAUAAACUGCACCUGGCCAAGGUGGGGGACUGCAUGGGGGACUCGGGAGACAAGCCCCUGCGGCGCAACAACAGCUACACCUCCUACACCAUGGCCAUCUGCGGCAUGCCGCUGGACUCCCUGCGUGCCAGGGACGGCGAUGAGGUGGAGAAGCUGACCUGGCCCGUAGCGGACGCCAAGAAGAGGGUCCGCAUGGACAGCUACACCAGCUACUGCAAUGCAGUAGCAGACGCCCACCCUGCUGCCGAUGUGGAUCUGAACACGGCCCAGGUGGAGAUGGGUAUCAGCGACCGCAAGGGCAGCACAGGCUCUCUAGAAGAAUGGCAGGACCAGGACAAACCCGAGGUGUCCCUGCUCUUCCAGUUCCUGCAGAUCCUCACAGCUUGCUUCGGCUCCUUUGCGCAUGGUGGCAAUGAUGUCAGCAAUGCCAUCGGCCCACUGGUUGCCCUCUACCUGGUCUAUCAGACAGGUGAUGUGGCUACCAAAGUGGCAACUCCCAUCUGGCUGCUGCUCUACGGAGGUGCAGGGAUUUGCAUCGGCCUGUGGGUCUGGGGAAGGAGAGUCAUCCAGACGAUGGGGAAGGACCUGACUCCCAUCACACCAUCGAGUGGCUUCAGCAUCGAGCUGGCGUCUGCCCUGACCGUGGUGAUCGCCUCCAACGUUGGCCUCCCCAUCAGCACAACCCACUGCAAGGUGGGCUCCGUGGUCUCGGUGGGCUGGCUGCGUUCCAGGAAGGCGGUGGACUGGCGCCUCUUCCGCAACAUCUUCAUGGCCUGGUUUGUCACCGUCCCCAUCUCGGGUGUCAUCAGCGCUGCCAUCAUGGCUCUCUUCAAGUUUGCCAUCCUGAAGGUGUGAGGGGCUGGCAUCGCUCCUGCUUCCCUGCUGCCCCCCUUCCCUCUGGGAGCCAAGGGGCUCAUCCCACCGCAGGAGGGGCUGCCGUCACCUUGGGGUUCCCCCACGCUCCUCAUGUCAUCGAUGAACUCUCCGGGGUGUUUUUGUUUCCAUGUCCCAGUGCUGAGUGCCUGGGGGGUGACGCCGAGGGGUGACCCCUUCUGCUGCGCAGUAGCUUUAGGUUAGCAGUGACCAGAGCCCACUCUCUUAUUUUUGAUGACUUAAUUAAGCCCCCCCGGCAGCGAUUCCUCCUCCAGUAAGGAUGGGGUCUGAUCCCUGACCCUCGAGAGGGGGUCGGGGGUGUCCUUGCCCACCACAGGCUGCGCUGCCUUCGGCUUUGCCUCCAUCGCUGUAGUGGUGUGCGCACCAGCUGCUGCCCCCGCCCCGCAUGGGGGUCCCUGUGGGGCCCCCCCGUGCCCCCCUCACCGCUGCUACCUCAGAUAAUAAAGGAUUCCUUUGUA